UCCGCGCGCGCGUUCCGCGGGACACCCGCGUCACGUGACCGCGAGCCCGCCCCGCCCGCCGCAGCAGCCAAUCAGCGCCCCCAAAGGCCCCACCGGCCAAUCGGAAGCGGCGGCGCGCGCGGGGUCGCACCCACGCCCCGCUCUCAGCCAAUCGGGAGGCGCCGCUGAGCUCCGGCCAAUCAGAGGCCGAGGGGGCGGGGCUUGGCGUGAGGGGGCGCCGGUACCGACCCCCAAAUCCCCCCAAAAUCCUCAUUUCUCCCCAAUAAACCCCCGGUACCGGACCAGUCUACCCUGGACGAAGCCUCCCUCCAGUUCCGCCGGACACUGGCCCGGGUCAUGGCCCAGGAUGUUCAAGAGCAGCAGAUCUACCAGGAGAUGCUCUGGGCCAUGCGCGAGAUCAAGGAGGACUUCGAGCGGAUCAUGAAGCGCUUCCAGAGCCAGGUUUAUUGCCCCAAUAAAUGCGGGCGGAUGGAGGUGUUGUGGAUCGAGUGCAUCUUCUGCAACCUCACCCACUUCGCCUGCAACAGGGGGAUGGAUUGCGGGGAGCGGCAGCUGUGGGUAGAGGAAGGGCAGGACCUGGUGCUGGACUGCGCCCUGCCCUGGCACGGGGCGUCCCACGGCGCCAAGACCUACAGCUUCUACCGGGGCCUGGCAUCGGCCGGGGGGCGUCCGGAGCCCCACAGGCGCCCUCCCCACACUCGGGGGGCGGCUGCGGAGGAGCCCCCGCGCCCCCCGCCCGCGGAGCGGCUCCUGCGGAGCGGCCCCGACCCGGUGCUGGUGUGGAAGGAGGCGGCGGAGGCGGCGGGCGGGCGCUACCGGUGCCAGAUGCGGGGCCCCGGCGGGCGGGUGGGCUCGGAGCUGCUCUUCAACGUCACCGUUCUGCCCCGCCCGAGGGUCCCGGGCCAGGCCCCGCCCCGAGCCCCGACCCCCCCCGGGGGGGCUCCCCCCGGCCGCCGUGGCCGCGAUCGUCGUGACGAUUAUCGCGACAGUGCUGGUGGCUGCGGGCAUCGCUUGGUUCUGCUUCCGGCGCGGGGACCCCCGGGACCGGCAGGACCCCUCCCCAAUAAAGGAGUCGUGACCCCCCUCGUGCCUCGGGUUAUUUGGGGAGGGGUCCCGAGGGGGUCGGGGGGGUCUCGGAGGGGUUGGAGGGAAUUUGAGGGGGGGUCCUGUCGCUAAACCCGGGUCCUGCCGCCCCAAAAU
Molecule: messenger RNA, 1200 nt
Organism: Poecile atricapillus (Black-capped chickadee)
Lineage: Eukaryota; Metazoa; Chordata; Aves; Passeriformes; Paridae
Gene: IZUMO1
Product: izumo sperm-oocyte fusion 1
Exons: 9
Coding region: 337-1176 (279 amino acids)
Biological process (GO): fusion of sperm to egg plasma membrane involved in single fertilization; heterotypic cell-cell adhesion; sperm-egg recognition
Cellular component (GO): plasma membrane; acrosomal membrane
Molecular function (GO): protein binding involved in heterotypic cell-cell adhesion; signaling receptor binding
Source: RefSeq, a predicted model, not a curated record